CAAACGCCGAACAGCUCAGCUUCACACUCGCGAAUCGACGUGGUCGCUCAGAUACCUUCACUAAGGUCAAUUGAUAUCUGAUGGCAUCACAGCGGGCUCUGCUGCCUCUGCGCAGCUUGCUCGGCCGGCAAUGCGCCGGAGCGGUGCGCCAGCAAACAAGGGCAUCGAGCUCUAACUCCUCAUCUACCCAAGCCCUGGCAUACAAGGCUUUGCACCGCCGCAUUGCACCUCUCCCGACCGAAGACCGUCCUCCUGCCUGGUCUGCGCCGGCCGCUGUCAGCAGCAUCCUCUACGAGACUCCCACGCCUUCUCAGAAGCCCCACAAGAAACACAUCCUCAACUGCUUAGUGCAGAAUGAGCCUGGUGUGCUCUCGCGUGUCUCCGGUAUCUUGGCUGCCCGUGGUUUCAACAUCGACAGUCUCGUUGUCUGCAACACCGAGGUCGAUGACCUCUCCCGCAUGACCAUUGUCCUGCAGGGACAGGAGGGUGUUGUAGAGCAGGCCCGCCGCCAGCUCGAGGAUCUGGUUCCUGUCUGGGCUGUGCUCGAUUACACACAGUCCCCUCUUGUUCAGCGUGAACUGCUCCUUGCCAAGGUCUCUAUCCUUGGUCCUGAGUACUUCGAGGAGCUCCUCGCUCACCACCGCGAUAUGGCUUCCAACCCGGAGCUCGAGAACUUCAAUCCCGAUGAUUUGACCGAAGAGGAGCGACAGGCUUUGGCAGAGGAGGCAGCUCGGGAUUCUUUGAGGAAAGACUACCACCCAAGCAACCUUGCUGUCAGUCAAGCGCUCCGUCACAAGCACGAGCACUUGAGGGCUAUUACCUUCAUGACCCACCAGUUCAAGGGCAAGGUCCUGGAUAUCAGCACCAACAACUGUAUUGUUGAGCUCUCCGCGAAGUCAGACAGGAUCGAUUCUUUCAUGAAGCUCAUUGCUCCAUUCGGUAUCUUGGAGUCGGCGCGAACUGGUCUCAUGGCCCUUCCUCGUUCCCCCAUCCACGGCUCUGAGGAUCUUGAGACAAAGGAGGCAGAGGACAUAGUCGACACAAGCUUGUUGCCCCCCGGUUGAAUGCUUUGUUCUACAGGAGUCGAAGUGGAGGUGAACAUGUACUCUUGUGGAGACGUCUCGAUCUUUGCGUGUAAUCUAGUCAGGGUCUGGCGUUUGCCGUUGGUGAUGUGGCAUUGUAGAUUGGAUCUCCCGCAGUUACAAAGACGACGAGCGAGUCAAUGAAAUGGUGCGAUCUCUGCCAUAU
Molecule: messenger RNA, 1248 nt
Organism: Macroventuria anomochaeta
Lineage: Eukaryota; Fungi; Ascomycota; Dothideomycetes; Pleosporales; Didymellaceae
Product: acetolactate synthase small subunit mitochondrial precursor
Exons: 2
Coding region: 81-1064 (327 amino acids)
Biological process (GO): branched-chain amino acid biosynthetic process
Cellular component (GO): acetolactate synthase complex; mitochondrial nucleoid
Molecular function (GO): acetolactate synthase regulator activity
Source: RefSeq, a predicted model, not a curated record